Molecule: messenger RNA, 1329 nt
Organism: Rotaria socialis
Lineage: Eukaryota; Metazoa; Rotifera; Eurotatoria; Philodinida; Philodinidae
Source: the annotation of a GenBank genome assembly
AUGUUAGUUCAAAAUCUCCUUUUAUUCUUUAUUUCAUAUCCGUCAAUAGCGGAAAUGGCCAAUCACUAUGAUAAUCAACAACGUCGUCACACGUUUGCUUCGUCAGCAUUAGAAUUCACAGCUAAUGCUGAUUAUAGUAAACUUUACCAACGUUCAUUGAAUAUUAACAAUGCACGUGUCAUUAGUAUUGAACCACAAGAUAAACUUUGGUUUGCUAUUGAGAAUGGAACUAUAUUUGCUUUGCCAUUGUAUGGAGAUUAUUCAGGUCCAUUUUUAAUUCAAUUUCAACAAAAUAAUACUUAUUCAAAUUCAGAUCUUAACAAUUUGAUUGAAUUAAAAUUAAAUUUUAAUUUUACUACAUCAUCAUCUUUAUUCUAUCCAUCGAAUCAUCUUCUUCUUGCUCUGUUCGAUUUAUCAUCUACAACUUAUAAUAAUUCAUUAUUAAAUCGUUAUUUUGUUAUUCGAACAUUAUCAUUGGCACUUAAUUUAAGUGAAUCAUUAAUAACCGUACAUAAAAUAAAUGGCUCGAUGAUAAAAGUUUAUUUUUCAUGCGAUUUAUAUUUCUCAACAAAUAUAACAUAUCACUUAAAAACCCUCAUUGAUCGUUAUUAUUCAAGGCGUUUAGAAUUGCUACCAUUUUUUUCUCUACCAUUAAUUGAAAUAUCUAUUAUACGAUUUUACAAACCAACUAACAUUACUACUACUACCACUACCAUUACGACAACAACAACAAUACCCACAACGACAACGACGAUAAUAACAACAACAGCAACUACUACUACUACUACUAUUACUACUACUACAACAACAACAUCAAUAAUCAUAAAUCCAAUGAUUGAAAUGAAAAGAGUUGAAGUAACCAUAAGACCAAGAUUACUAGAUGAUAAUUCAAUAAAUAAUAAUCGAACAGUAACAUCACCUAAUAAUCUUAUACUUCUUAAACAAUUCUAUCAACCUCUUGUUAUUGUACCAUUAUCAAUAAUUGCUGUUGGUCUAUUUAUUUGUGCUAUCAUUGCAUGUUGUCUCUGUUGUCAUCGUCGUUCAACGUCGUCAUCAACGUUACUUUUACCAAGUGGACCAUCUGGUAGUCCCAAUAAUAAACAUUUAUAUCAAAGUUAUACAUAUCGAAAACACAGACAACACUAUGAUGUAAAUAAAAAGAAAUAUAAAUAUUACGAUCAAAAACAAUUUAUUUCAAAAGGGAUUCCUGUUGUAUUUGCCGAAGAACUUGAAGAAAAAAUUGAACAAACACAUACACCAUUGGUAAUGCGUAUUGAAAAAGCAUCAAUUAAUAAUAAAGAAGAACAAAAUGAAUUAGAAAAAUCUUAA